GGUCCCACUAGCUAGUGCCACAUGACUCAAUUUUUUUUUUUGCAAUGACUAAAUUGUCCCUAGUGGAACCCACUCUACCCUUCCCUUCUCGUCCAUAAAUACUACCUCCUCAUUUUUUACAAUCCCUUUCUCCAAUUACCUACCCACCCCCCCAUAUAAGAAAUUUUCCACCAUGAUGUCCACUUUUCCGGCAACUACUCUGUCUACCGAUGGACUUUUUCCCCAUUUUUUCCCCGCUUUCGAUGGCGGUUUCACUCCGUGGGACUCUAUCGAACCGGCUUUCUUAUUUCCACAAGAAGUGGAAGAUCAAGAACCGGUUUUUUCUCCCAAGGAAUCACCACCCUCUGAACCGGUUAUUUCAAACUCGGAUUCAGGGUCUGAUGACUCCAAACCGAAUAUCAUUCAUUCUAGUUCCGGUUCAGAUGAACCGGGCGGGAAUAAUAACAAUAAUAAUAACUCGAACCGCUGUCCGGAUAAGAGAAAACGGAAGCCCACAACAUCGAACCGGGACAUAGAUGAGAGAAAGCGUAGACGUAUGGUAUCGAACCGGGAAUCAGCCAGGAGGUCUCGAAUGCGAAAGCAAAAGCAUCUGGAGAACCUGAGGAACCUGGCGAACGGGUUUAAAUUAGAGAACCGGGAAUUAAUGAACCGGUUACGGUUAAUUACGCAUCAGUGCCAACUGGUUCAGUGUGACAACGAGCGGUUGAGGACUGAAUCGGCUAUGCUAAGGGAAAGACUUGAGGCUAUACGUCAAAUAUUGAUCCUCCGGCAACUUGAGCAGCAAUUUAAUUCAUACUCUGCAUGGGCCCGCAAUAAUAUGGAAUUACAAAGACCUGAAUAAUUAAUCAAUUGACCUUAUAAUAAAUCAUCACUUAACGUGCUUUUUCGUAUAAGCACUAUAUAUCUUAUAAGAUGAAUGAAAUUAUAAGAGGAUUCUCUCUCUCUCUCUCCUCUUCUCUCUCUCUCUUGUAAAUUAAAAGGUGCGUCUAAUAGGGGUAAAGAGGUAUAUGUAGCUAGGAGUUUUGAGGUUGCUGGAAACCAAAUGGUGGUUUUAUUUUUAAGCAAAACCAAGCUCGUGUGUAAAUGACUCGAUGGUGUAAUGUUUGGCUUAUUAGUUAAAUGGAAAUCUCUCUCUUUACCUUU
Lycium ferocissimum is the source of this 1143-nucleotide messenger RNA. Its product is annotated as bZIP transcription factor 2-like. The record is from RefSeq and is a predicted model, not a curated record. Gene Ontology annotation, cellular component: nucleus. Bases 173 to 841 code for a protein of 222 amino acids. NCBI's taxonomy places the organism in Eukaryota, Viridiplantae, Streptophyta, Magnoliopsida, Solanales, Solanaceae. Gene Ontology annotation, biological process: positive regulation of DNA-templated transcription. Gene Ontology annotation, molecular function: transcription cis-regulatory region binding; DNA-binding transcription factor activity. The transcript has a single exon.